This is a messenger RNA of Cottoperca gobio, 1118 nucleotides long. RefSeq names its product methionine-R-sulfoxide reductase B1-A-like. NCBI's taxonomy places the organism in Eukaryota, Metazoa, Chordata, Actinopteri, Perciformes, Bovichtidae. Gene Ontology annotation, cellular component: nucleus. Gene Ontology annotation, biological process: protein repair. Gene Ontology annotation, molecular function: peptide-methionine (R)-S-oxide reductase activity. The transcript is spliced from 4 exons. The record is from RefSeq and is a predicted model, not a curated record.
CCGGAUGUGUGUUUGUCGCCACUCGGAAUGUUUCCGUGCUUAGAUAACUUUUAACAAACACACCGCCCGGUGAGCAGAGAUCAUGUCGUUUUGUAGUUUCUUCGGUGGAGAGGUCUAUAAAGACCAUUUUAAACCAGGGGUUUAUGUAUGCUCCAAGUGUGAUCACCGGCUGUUCACCAGCCGCUCCAAGUACGAACACUCGUCUCCCUGGCCAACCUUCACAGAGACCAUCCAUGAUGACAGUGUGUCUAAACAUGAGGAGAGACCUGGUACAUAUAAGGUGAGUUGUGGGAAAUGUGCAAACGGACUAGGCCAUGAGUUUGUGAAUGAUGGACCAGGCAAAGGCCUGUCUCGCUUUUGAAUAUUCAGCAGCUCACUGAAGUUCGUCCCUAAAGAUAAGGUUGAUGGACAGUAAGGUGAGCUGUUAGAGGGAAGUGCUGCUGGACUUGUAGAAGUUUCUCUGUGCUGCUGAUAGUGUGGACAGUGGAUGAUGUGCUCUGGGAUAAAGCCCUAAUCUGGGAUCUCCAGUGCUCUGAUGAAUGAUGGCCACGCUGGACAGCAAGAACAAGAACCGGAACUGGUCUCGACACCUUUUAUUAUGCAAUCUUCACCAUCUCAGGAUAGCCUCACUGUCUCACCAGUUUCACAUGUAUUCAUAAUGAUUGUCUCAUGGGGAAAAUAGACUUCUCAUGAUUCCAUAAGGUAUUUCUUACAGCGAAACAAAACGUGUUUGUUUACUAACCUUCACAUGUUUCUCAAAAUAAUUAAACAAGCGUACGAGUCUGUCAGAAAGAAAUGGCUUCACAAAAACGGUGAAUCUAAUUUGAUUAUUCGUUUGUUUGGUAGGUAUUUGAUUUUUUUCAUUUUGAGAUUAAAAUAUCUGUUUUUUUUUCACCUCUGGAUUACGAACAUGCAUUAAAAUAUUUUAGAAAAUGUUUUUAAUUUAAUAAUAAAUAGUCAGUUUAAAUGUAUCUGCUGUGUUUGGUUUGUUAGAUGCAGAAAAUGAGUAAUAAUACUUUACAAUUUCCACUCUUGAAGCUUUAUGGUAAUGGCUCACAAUGACUGAUAUGCACAUCAAAUAAAUCAAACUGAAAUAAAUCUAUUUUAAAUGACACUUA